UGACGUCAUAGCGGAAGUUAGGAAAACACGGAAGUAAACACCACUCUGCGCUCAGCGUCUUCACAUCAAACAUUACAUUUGAUCACUAAACAUCUCAGUAAUGUAAUUUUAAGGAAUCAUAAGUUACCUGUCAAGAAAAUACCUCAGCGGGCGUAUCUUAAACAAAGCCGUGUUCGAAAAAGCUGGGUUUUGGGGUGCGAAGACACCGACGAAUAUAUUAUAAGCUUCUAUGGACCACAAAGAAAAACCUUGGGAAGGAGCUGUGAGACUGGAGGAGCUGCCACAGAUGGAUGGGACAUGUGAUGCAUGCGAGCCUGAUGAGGCUCAACUUGCCGUGCAAGUCUGCAACACCUGCAGCUUUGCCUUCUGCUGUUUGCAUGCUGACAGACACGCCUCCAGCACACAUCAUCCGCUAACUCCGUAUAACCAUGAGGAGACGCCAACUAAUGGACUUGGCUGCAACAUAGACUCCGGAAUCAGAAGUGGCGCCAAGGAGGAGGCUUUGAUAGGGUUGCUGCAUGUACAGGAUGUAGAUUUGAGUGAAGUGGCACUUGUAGAUGAGAGCGGUAAUGCUGAGAAUAGCCAUGGAUCCAAGAAUGGCCUGCUGCUUCGAGGGACUGAUUUGGGAGCUGAGGGUUCAGAAGAAGGACAGGAGACCAUCGCUGCAGCAGAGGCAGUGAAGAGGGACACUGUGACAGUAGAGCGACUGCGCUGCAAGGAGCAUGGGCAGGAAGGCUCCCUCUAUUGUAAACCAGAUGAAAAGAUUAUCUGUGUUUUGUGUGCUGUGCAGGGUGAGCACCAGCAACAUGAAAUUAUCACUCUGCAUGAGGCUUAUAACUGGCAGAAGAAUAGACAGGGUUAUGACCUGCUGGGCUGUACACGACAGAUGGGACAGAAAAUCACAAACAAGUGGACAAACCCAAAGAUGUCUACAGAGCAAUUGGAGGUGUAUGUGAACACCCAGUUCGAUGAACUUCGCAGAUUAGUACAUCUUGAAGAAAAGAGGACCUUGCACCUUGUGGAUCUCAAAGAGGCGUUCCUGACUGCAUCUGCUGCAGAGAAAAUUGCAGAGAUCACUGUUCAAACUGAGCACCUCCAAGAAGAGAUGGCCAGCAUCACUAAGCAGAUUUGCAUGCUGGAACAGACUCAGGUACCAACAGGAGAUCCUGUCCGGGCAGCAGAGGACUUCGCAGAAGCACCAGGACCAGUCCAUAUAUUAACGCUUGACUUUGAAGCCAGACCAAGGUUACCAUUGCCAAGGGCUGACCCAGUGGACCCACAGGACUUAGAAGACAGUGAUUCAGGACCUCCCAUGGACCAUGCUCCCUGACAAUGGACUUUCUGGUAUUGUGUCUUUGCCUGGGGUGUCAGUGAAAUGACCUUUGAAGUAACUUUGGCGAGCUGAAGUGGGGGUAGAAACCUCCUGUCCACAUUGAAAUGUCUCUCGCCCUAUUAACUUUGCUUAAUGGAAACACUGAAGUUCUCUGCCAUCGAUUACAAUCUGGCCAUAUUUCCGCUGCCAGUUGGAUCCAGGUGAGCCCGGCGGACUCGUUGAGGAAGGAGUCCAUUAGGACUGGAGUUUUCAAAGCGUUUUGUAUUGUUGUGAAAAAAGCAGAUCUAACUUUUUAUACUCUUGUCUCUUCCUGCUGCCUAAAUGUUUUUUGUUUUUUUCUCUACUUCCCAUCUGUGUUCCCUCCCAGAUUCAUAGUGCACUUGCAUUUGUAUGCAAAUGCUUUUAGGACCAACACGGAGAGCAUUUUGACACUUAUUGAUUUAGAGAGCUUUAUGAGUCUGGCAAAAAUCAAACCGUGAUUUAGGUUUUGUCGAAGACCUCUUCCGCCGUAUCAGCUGCGUGUGGACCGCUCAUAUAACGACUCAUCACUCCCGGCCGAUCCACAGUGACAAAUUUACACACUUUCCACCUUGACCCAUUUAUGCACGGCUCUCAGCAAGUCAGUCUGUAUCAGCAGAUGUUUUUUAAUGCGAUUGUUUCUCCUGUCAUAAAUUCUGUGGUGAAGGCUUGUGAAAUGUGGGCCAUGCAUGACAACAUGACAACACCGAUGCACUCCAUACAGUGACAUUACUUUUAAAAGAAAGAUAGGAGACUGAUUCCCACGUUUAUAUGUUGCCUAUUUUUGUCUUGAAUCUAUGAAUAAACAGGGAAUCGAUGUCGAGGAUGACAUCUAUUGGAACACGUUAAGAACAACGUCUUCUGAAAAGUAUCUGAAUAGUGUUUUUCCAUGUAGCUUUGGUGUGUUUGACGGGAAAACAUCUGGAAAGAAAUACCGUAGAACAGUGGUUCUCAACCUUUUUUCAGUGAUGUACCCCCUGUGAAAAUGUUUUAAUUCAAGUACCCCCUAAUCCAGUGGUUCUCAAAUGGGGGUACGCGUACCCCUGGCGGUACUUGAAGGUAUGCCAAGGGGUACGUGAGAUUUUUUUUUAAUAUUCUAAAAAUAGCAACAAUUCAAAAAUCCUUUAUAAAUAUUGUUAUUGAAUAAUAUUUCAACAAAAUAUGAAUGUAAGUUCAUGAACCGAACAUCAAAUCAACUAGGCUAUUCCAUUCAUUACAAUGCAACAAUGCAAUAUUCAGUGUUGACAGCUUGAUUUUUUGUGGACAUGUUCCAUAAAUAUUGGUGUUAAAGAUUUAUUUUUUUGUGAAGAAAUGUUUAGAAUGAAGUUCAUGAAUCCAGAUGGAUCUCUUUUACAAUCCCCAAAGAGGGCACUUUAAGUUGAUGAUUACUUCUAUGUGUAGAAAUCUUUAUUUUUAAUUGAAUCACUUGUUUAUUUUUCAACACGUUUUUAUUUAUUUUUAUAUCUUUUUUUCCAAAUAAUUCAAGAAAGACCACUACAAAUGAACAAUAUUUUGCACUGUAAUACAAUUUAAUAAAUCAGAAACUGAUGACAUAGUGCUGUAUUUCACUUCUUUAUCUCUUUUUUUCAACCAAAAAUGCUUUGCUCUGAUUAGGGGGUACUUGAAUUAAAAACAUUUUCACAGGGGGUACAUCACUGAAAAAAAGGUUGAGAACCACUGCCCUAAUCACUACACGGUUAAUGCUUUCCAGCCUGGCGAAGCUUAACAAUGCUGUUGCUAACGACGCCAUUGAAGCUGACUUAGCAACGGGACCUCACAGAGCUAUGCUAAAAACAUUAGCUUUCCACCUACACCAGCCAGCCCUCAUCUGCUCAUCAACACCCGUGCUCACCUGCGUUCCAGCGAUCGACGGAGCGACGAAGGACUUCACCCGAUCAUAGAUGCGGUCGGAUAGCGCGUCUGCUAUCCAAGUCAAAGUCCUCCUGGUUGUGUUGCUACAGCCAGCCGCUAAUACACCGAUCCCACCUACAGCUUUCUUCUUUGCAGUCUUCAUUGUUCAUUAAACAAAUUGCAAAAGAUUCACCAACACAGAUGUCCAGAAUACUGUGGAAGUUUGCGAUGAAAACCAAGCUUUUUGUAUUGAAUACAAUGUGUCCGAAUACUUCCGUUUCAGCGAUUGACGUCACGCGCAUACGUCAUCAUACAUAGACGUUUUCAACCAGAAGUUUCCUGGGAAAUUUAAAAUUGCACUUUAUAAGUUAACCCGGCCGUAUUGGCAUGUGUUGCAAUGUUAAGAUUUCAUCAUUGAUGUAUAAACUAUCAGACUGCGUGGUCAGUAGUAGUGGGUUUCAGUAGGCCCUUAAGUCGCAAGCAAAAAUUUAAGUUACAAGGAUUCUUGCUAUUAGUUGGCGUAGCAAAUGUCACAGUGAACCCUGUAAUAACCGACUAAAACAUCUGGCCUUAUAGCUGAAGAUGUACACAAACAUGCGCUUUGUUUUCCGACCAUGGGAAAGAAGAAUGUGAGUGAGAAGGACAGUGCUGAAAAUAAGGAGUGGAUGAUACCGAUUAGAGUAAAGAAAGAAAUCAUCAUCAAACAUGACUGAGCGUUUCAAUUUAGGCGUAUCACUGCCAGUCUGCAACAAACUGAGGCAGAAUGAGUCUAACGCCAGCCAAGAAUGUUAAAACAAUGUCUCAAUGGCGGAUAUUUAUCCAUGAAAUUAUGGAAAAGCUGCUGAUGGCGUGUUUGACGGCAAAGCAGCUGGGAGGAGAUACCGUAGAUGUCCACUCUCUAAGGUAAAUGCUGUGCAUCAUUAUUACAUUAUUUCAUAAAACUACUGUAGUUGUGUGUCGUAAAUUCUAUUGUUUUCCUUCUUUAUGCAAUAUUGAUUAUCAAAAAGUUUGGUUUUCUUUUUAAAAGGCAUGUUACAUGUUAAAAUGGUGCUGUUUUAAGGGGGUUGGGUCAAGCACUGAUUAAAUCGAUUUAAAUUCAUUUUGAUGGGAGAGAUACAGUACACGUGUUUUGAAUUAAGAGCUCCGUCACAGAACCAAUGAAGCUCGUAAGUAAUUAAUAUUGUGCAGCAUUCACCUUGGAGAGUGGACUUCUACGGCAGUGGUUCUCAAAUGGGGGUACGCGUACCCCUGGGGGUACUUGAAGGUAUGCCAAGGGGUACGUGAGAUUUUUUUUAAAUAUUCUAAAAAUAGCAAUAAUUCAAAAAUCCUUUAUAAAUAUAUUUAUAAAGAGGAUAUAGUAUCCAAGGUGGUUUAAAAUACAAAUCCGUGAUCCACAAUAGAAAAAGGAGAAAGUGUGGAAUCCAAUGAAUCCUUGUACCUAAGUUACGGUCAGAGCGAAAAAAGAUAUGUCCUGCACUGCACUCUAGUCCUUCACUCUAACGUUCCUCAUCCACAAAUCUUUCAUCCUCGCUCAAAUUAAUGGGGUAAUCGUCGCUUUCUCGGUCCAAAUUGCUCUCGCUGCUGGUGAAAACAAUGGGGAAAUGUGAGGAGCCUUUCAACCUGUGACGUCACGCCACUUCCGGUACAGGCAAGGCUUUUUUUAUCAGCGACCAAAAGUUGCGAACUUUAUCGUCAAUGUUCUCUACUAAAUCCUUUCAGCAAAAAUAUGGCAAUAUCGCAAGAUGAUCAAGUAUGACACAUAGAAUGGCUCUGCUAUCCCCGUUUAAAUUUAAAAAAAUCAUUUCAGUAGGCCUUUAAAGCAUAACAAUUAGCCGAAAGACAGCUCUUAUCUUACAAGUUGGGACACUCUUAAGUUGAGGUACCACUGCAUAAAACUACUGUAGUGGUUUGUAAUACAUUCUGUUGUAUGCUUUUAUACAAUAUUUAUAUUCCAAAAAAUUUUCUAAAUCUUUUUAAAGGGUGUGUUACAUGUUAAAAUUGUGCUGUUUUUGGGGGGGAAACAUUGAUUAAAUUAAAUAAUUUCAAUGGGAGACAUUGAUUUGAGAUACAAAUGUUUUGAGUUAAUAUCUUUUACACCGAACCAAUUAAGCUCCGAAAUUGAGGUUUUACUGUAUUGUAGGAACAGCUUUGCUUGCAAGACACAGUAGUUGGAGACAAGAAUGUGGAUGCGGUUCUGCUGCUGGUUCAUUAGACUUUUUCAAGAUCCAAGCAGCAAAGCCUCCAGAUAGGAAAGGGAAUUUGAGAAUAGGGAAGAAAGGAUAGUGAUUGACUCAGAGAUUAUCUUCUUCACUACAGAGGCGUCUUCUGUCUACACUCACAACGAGCCAAAACCUUCUUUCAUCAACUCAAAUUGACAAUUAGAAAGCCCCUGAACCACCUGUCUUUUUCUGCUGGACCUUCUCUGUUCCUGAAACGGUCCACUGAAUAUAGAAUGCUUUCUCAGCAGGUCUAGUUCUGCCUGCAUUGACCCGCAAAAAGUCAUUAAUCCAGUGGUCACUCCGACUGACUGACUCUCUUAUUAGCUCUCUUUACACAUAAAUGGAUGUAAUCGUCUGUCACACACACUAUUAGAUGAGCUAUUUUCAGAAUGUCAUUCAUGUAUUACUGGUUACUUUCCUUUUAACAAAGAUUAUCAUUUUGUAAAGUGAAAUACUUUGUUCUGGUGAAAGUAACUCCACGGUGACACAGAAGCAGAAGCAAUGUAAAUGUUUUAUCUUGAUUGUACACUUUUCUAUAUUUUGUAUCUAAAUAUGUAAUUUUAAAGGUUGACUUAUCAUUGUCUAGGAACUACUGAUUAAAAAUAGGCGUUUGGCUAACUCUGGCCUAAUGACAUAAGUGUUUAUUAAAAUGCACUGUUCCUGUUUCAAAUAAAUUAAACACAAAACAAUAAAAGUACAGAUUUUUUGCAUUCAAUUAACCGAUAUUUUAUCAUAUUUUAUUUAUUACA
Molecule: messenger RNA, 6170 nt
Organism: Entelurus aequoreus (snake pipefish)
Lineage: Eukaryota; Metazoa; Chordata; Actinopteri; Syngnathiformes; Syngnathidae
Gene: trim44
Product: tripartite motif containing 44
Exons: 6
Coding region: 230-1330 (366 amino acids)
Molecular function (GO): zinc ion binding
Source: RefSeq, a predicted model, not a curated record